Emys orbicularis (European pond turtle) is the source of this 675-nucleotide messenger RNA. RefSeq names its product proline rich 7, synaptic (gene PRR7). Bases 1 to 675 code for a protein of 224 amino acids. Lineage: Eukaryota; Metazoa; Chordata; Testudines; Emydidae. The record is from RefSeq and is a predicted model, not a curated record. The transcript has 2 exons.
AUGGUGAUGUCCCAGGGCACCUACACCUUCCUCACCUGCUUCGCCGGCUUCUGGCUCAUCUGGGGCCUCAUCGUGCUGCUCUGCUGCUUCUGCAGCUACCUGCGGCGCCGCCUGAAGAGCCAGCAGGAGGAGCGGCUGCGGGAGCAGAACCUGCGCGCGCUGGAGAUGGAGCCGCUGCACUACGAGGGCUACUCGGGCAGCCCCCCCGGCAUGGCCAUGGCCAUCCCCCCCCGGCUGCGCAUGGAGCCGCGCCACCCCCCCGGCCCGCCCCCCCGGCCCUGGAGCUACAGGCACGAGUCGGACCUGUCCAAGCCCCCGUGUUACGAGGAGGCGCUGCUCAUGGCUGAGCCGCCACCACCCUACAGCGAGGUGCUCAUGGACACGCGGGGGCUAUACCGCAAGAUCAACGCCCCCUUUCUGAGCCACGAGCGCCCCGAGAAACAGGAGCAGCCCCCCAGCUACAAGCCCCUCUUCCUGGACCGAGGUUACAGCGCAGCCCUGCGCCUGCCCAGCUCUGCCAGCCAGGGCCCCGCCUUCUACCUGGAGGCCGAGCGUGCCCAGCGCAUGUUCCCCAGCUGGAUGGACUCCGAGCUCAGCAGCAGGGACACGUAUGAACCUGGGGCCUGGCACCUCCCUGUCUCCAUGCCCUUGUUUGGCAGGACUACGGCAGUUUAG